AUGCGGGGAGCCGGGGGCGGCGGUUCGAGCAGCGGCGUCGGCGGCGGCGCUUAUAGUCUGGUCUCAAGUGUGAGUGGCAGCGGGGUAGGGCGCGCGAGUGGAAGCAGAACGGGCAGAGGCAGCGUGUUUACGCAGACCGUGAUACAGGUAUAUUUUUUUGAUAUUACCUAAAUGUCGUGUUUGCUCUGGAAGUCGAUCUAGAUGUGUGUCGACCACAUAAUUCUGGUACCAGCAAGAAUACGAAUGGUAUAAUCUUACGAGCCCCACGAAAAAUAAGAUUUCCAUUUGAUUCGCACCAAGAUUAAUAUUUUUAAAACAGGUCGGGAAUAAUAGCAAAGGAAGCAAAGCUCGCCCCCUGGACGAGAGGUCUAGUACAGAGAAAGCCAGCGCCGCAAGUCGUUCUAGCUCCAGUAGUAAGGAACAUGCCAGCACCGCUUUACAAGCACCAGCACCUCCCCUGGAUCCGCUGAGUCAGCAGCGCCUGCACUGCAUGCAGGUGUUUCUGCGGGCCCAGAAGGAACUCGGAGAUACGUUGGAGUACAUUGACCUGAACCUUUCUGGCUGCCGCAAAAUCACGAAAAAAUUUCAUCGCCACAUUACCGACCAAUUCCUGAUUCACUGGGAUUCCAGGUCGAGACCGAAGAAAGUCGAAGCUGUUGCCGUUCCACCGGCGGGCUCGUCAUCUGCAGAAGGUUCGUCCUCUUUGCCAGGCGCUGCGACACAGGUUUCUGUCUCCGUAGCGACUACUGGUGCGAAAAACUACACGCACGAUGAUCAUUCUGAAACUAACGCACAAGUAGACCA
Molecule: messenger RNA, 804 nt
Organism: Amoebophrya sp. A120
Lineage: Eukaryota; Dinophyceae; Syndiniales; Amoebophryaceae
Source: the annotation of a GenBank genome assembly